AUGCUUCUCGACAUCACGGGCCAGUUGAAGCGUAUCAUACGCGCCAUCGAAGCUAUCCCAUUGCAUCUCACUCUUGAUAUUGUGAGACUAGAUGAUGCUCACGGAGAGAGCUGGGCACUGCCACUGCAGGCGUGCCAAACAUGGAAUUCCUUUUCCGAUAUGCUUCGACUCGUUGUAUAUGCCAACGAGAGGCCCGGCGCAAAUCUCAUCAUGCGGAACCAGUUCUCCAUUAUGGUGGCACAAAAUGGUAUGGAACUUAACGAGGGAGUUUGGGGGCGCUUUGUCAACACUUUGUGUGGUCGAUGGGCAACUACACAGACGACCACAGCACUGCUUAUGGAUCCUUACACCGAAGAAUCUCGGGGAACUGCCACCAACCAUACGCGAGAAACUGGGAAAGCACACCUUGGUCCCAAGUUGCCCCCCAUGCAGGUUGAAGAGGAACCUGAAGCUUUCCGCAAGGUGAAACUAUACCAGGCCUCUCAGCCUAUGGAAGACAUAGAUGAGGCCUUGGAGCUUUUGGAUAAAGACACCCUGAAUCCAGCUGCGAAUGCAUUCGCUGGAUUCACAUUCCUCCGAGAAGGGGAAGAACUCGCUGAUGGUGGCUUGGUCCAAGCAUCAAAACAGCACUUGGAAAUCGCUGUGAAAUCCGAUGCUUUAAAUUAUGAAUACUGGUACCUUCUUGGUCGCGCAUGCAUCUGUUUCAUCAAGAAUCUAACACAUCUACAGUAUGACUGCUGCAAUCGCCAACAUGAUGAUGCAGUCGACUGCUUUCAAAGGUGCAUUGCGCGUAAUCCACAAUUGCCAGAGGUGCACGCACGACUCCGAGCUCAACCAAUCAUAAAGUCAACUUCCGACAGUGAAGUGUUGAAGGGUCACCUCAUUUCUACAAUGUGUGAUAGCAAGCUACGGAUGAGCCAAGAUACGAGCCUAGAGGCUGGAGGCGAUGAGAUCGUGAUCAAUCCUAUAAGUGAUAUGAGAGUAUUAGACGAGGAUGAUGACAGCGACGAGUAUGAUGACAACGAGUAUGAUGACAACGAGUAUUAUGACGACGAGUAUGGUGACGAUGAGUGUGGUGACGAUGAGGAUAGUGACGACGAUUGGCGAUGGCCCUGGACCCAGCUAGUCGAAUCCUCUGUCUUGGAGCCGAUGACCUGA
Messenger RNA from Fusarium vanettenii 77-13-4, 1158 nucleotides. RefSeq lists its product as uncharacterized. Bases 1 to 1158 code for a protein of 385 amino acids. Gene Ontology annotation, molecular function: protein binding. The transcript is spliced from 5 exons. The record is from RefSeq and is a predicted model, not a curated record. Lineage: Eukaryota; Fungi; Ascomycota; Sordariomycetes; Hypocreales; Nectriaceae.